Messenger RNA from Photinus pyralis (common eastern firefly), 1430 nucleotides. RefSeq names its product sorbitol dehydrogenase-like. Gene Ontology annotation, biological process: D-sorbitol catabolic process. The record is from RefSeq and is a predicted model, not a curated record. NCBI's taxonomy places the organism in Eukaryota, Metazoa, Arthropoda, Insecta, Coleoptera, Lampyridae. Bases 239 to 1312 code for a protein of 357 amino acids. Gene Ontology annotation, molecular function: L-iditol 2-dehydrogenase (NAD+) activity; zinc ion binding. The transcript has 7 exons.
CUCCUUCACACACCCAGCAACUUGUGUGGCAGAUCACAACUCCAAACAACGUAUUGCUAAACUUGUAAACUUUCCACUGUGACCUUCCUUUACAGUGAGGUAAAAUCAAUAAUUGCUUAUUUUUCCAAUCGCCCUGUAUUUUUCCUGAAUUUGAGAUAACCUUGUGAAGGUGACCCGUUCAGAUAAGUGGUAAUCCUAAUAUUUACUGUGUACUAGCAGUUAUCGGGCACAAGUCAGAAUGGGUGCCGACGACAACCUCACUGCUGUGCUGUACGGAGUGAAUGACCUUCGAUUGGAGCAACGACCGAUUCCUGUACCGACGGACGAUGAGGUCCUGUUGAAGAUGGAUGUGGUCGGAAUAUGUGGGUCGGACGUGCACUACUUGGUGCACGGUCGUAUCGGGCACUUUGUUGUGGAGAAACCGAUGGUCAUUGGUCAUGAAGCUGCCGGGACAGUGUCGAAGGUGGGGAAGAAUGUCACACACCUAAAGCCAGGCGAUCGUGUUGCCAUCGAGCCCGGCGUGGGCUGUCGAAAAUGCGAUCACUGUCGCGGCGGUCGUUACAACCUCUGCGACGAGAUGGCGUUCUGCGCGACACCUCCGUACGACGGUAAUCUCGCCAGGUACUACACGCACGCCGCCGAUUUCUGCUUCAAGCUGCCCGACCACGUGUCCGUCGAGGAGGGGGCGCUUUUGGAACCCCUUUCCGUUGGUGUCCACGCGUGCAAGCGGGGCGACGUUCGGUUCGGGUCCGUCGUCUUGAUCCUGGGCGCCGGUCCAAUCGGAUUGGUCACGCUGCUAGCGGCGAAAGCUUUCGGCGCUUGCCACAUAGUCAUAACAGAUAUCUUGCAGUCGAGGUUGGAUAAAGCCAAAGAAAUGGGCGCAGAUUACGGCGUCCUCGUGCAAUCCGGCGAAUCUGACGAGGCCGUUGUACAGAACGUAAUCGCGGCUCUAGGGUGUCGACCGACUGUCAGCAUUGACUGUGCAGGUGUCGAACUAACAACCGCCGUCGCCAUCAAGGCUACCGUCUCCGGUGGCAUGGUGGUGCUUGUAGGCUUAGGCGGUAAUCCCACCAUGAAUGUGCCCAUCAGUGACAUUCUGCUUCGAGAGGUGGACGUUCGUGGAGUAUUUCGCUACGUCAAUGAUUAUCCAACUGCGUUGGAAAUGGUUGCGUCCGGAAAGAUUGACGUGAAGCCGCUAAUUACUCACAAUUACAAAAUGGAGGACACAAUGAAAGCAUUUCACACUUCCAGAACUGGCGAGGGGAAUGCCAUUAAAGUUCUAAUACACGCUAAUCCCCAAUGGGGCCACUAAACAUGGUUGUUGCAUUUAAUUUGCUAUGUACUUAUGAUAUAAGUUAAACGCUGGCAAUAAAAAUUAAGAAUAGAGGGGUUACUAGAGGGGCCUCGAGAGCAUAAACACUUCUUACAGU